UCAACUACUGUGACCUGGGAGUUCGGAAAUGUAAAGCCUUCACAAGAAGUCCGAUUUUUCAUUGACGCUUCAACAUUAUUGAUUCUGAACUUGGUACUUUUCCACAAACAUGGAGGUGGAAAGCGCUACAGUAGAAUCUCAGGCUCCAAAAUUUUCUCUUCCGGUGGAUUCCGAGCACAAGGCCACUGAAUUCCGGCUAUUCUCAGUAGCUGCACCCCACAUGCGGGCGUUUCAUUUGUCAUGGACAUCUUUCUUUUGUUGUUUCGUCUCUUCUUUUGCAGCUGCACCACUUCUUCCUAUCAUCCGAGACAAUCUCAACCUCACAGCCACUGACAUUGGCAACGCUGGGAUUGCAUCCGUCUCUGGUGCGGUCUUUGCCCGUCUUGCCAUGGGAACUGCUUGCGAUUUAUUCGGACCCCGUCUUGCCUCCGCUUCACUUAUCCUCCUCACUGCUCCUGCAGUUUAUUUAACGUCUAUUGCCUCUUCAGCCCUCUCCUUCCUGCUUGUACGUUUCUUCACGGGCUUCUCUCUAGCCACUUUUGUGUCAACUCAAUUCUGGAUGAGCUCCAUGUUUUCCACUCGCGUAGUCGGCACCGCAAACGGCGUUUCAGGGGGGUGGGGCAACCUCGGAGGUGGAGCAACACAACUAAUUAUGCCGCUAGUGUGUGCUCUUAUAGUCGACAUUGGAGCAGUCCAAUUUACAGCCUGGCGGAUUGCUUUUUUCAUACCUGCCCUGUUUCAAAUGCUCUCCGCAUUUGCUGUUCUCACCCUUGGCCAGGAUUUGCCGGACGGGAACUUCAAGAAGUUACAGAAGUCCGGAGAUAAAGAGACAGACAAAUUCUCAAAGGUCUUUUAUCGUGGGAUUACGAAUUACAGAGGGUGGAUCUUGGCGCUGACUUACGGGUAUUGCUUCGGAGUAGAGCUGACAAUAGACAACAUAAUUGCGGAGUAUUUUUAUGACAGGUUCAACUUGAAACUCCACACUGCGGGAAUUGUUGCGGCUAGUUCUGGAUUGGCGAAUUUGUUUUCACGACCUGCAGGAGGUAUAAUCUCGGAUGCAGUGGCGAAGCGAUUUGGGAUGAGGGGGAGGCUGUGGGUUUUGUGGGUGGUGCAGACAUUGGGUGGAGUGUUCUGUAUUAUUCUCGGACGGGUGAAUUCUUUAAGUGCAUCCAUUGUUGUGCUGAUUGUCUUCUCUGUGUUUGUCCAAACUGCUUGCGGACUUACAUUCGGAGUGGUUCCAUUCGUCUCCCGGAGGUCAUUGGGUGUAAUCUCGGGUAUGACAGGAGGGGGUGGGAAUGUGGGGGCAGUUAUUACUCAACUAAUUUUCUUCAGAGGAUCCAAAUAUUCAAAACAAGCAGGGAUAACUUUGAUGGGUAUUAUGAUAAUAUGCUGCACCCUUCCUAUUAUGCUAAUCUACUUCCCCCAGUGGGGUGGCAUGUUCUGUGGUCCUUCUCAAAAGAUUUCCUCCGAAGAAGAUUACUAUUUGUCUGAAUGGAAUUCACAAGAGAAGGAGAAGGGUUUGCAUCAGGGAAGCUUAAAAUUUGCUGAAAAUUGCAGAACAGAAAGAGGAAGAGGAUUCAACUCAGCAACUGCAAUUUCUGACAAAUAAAAUUAUUCUACCUGCAGCCUCUACUUAACUAGAUUUAUAAGUGUUUGUAAUAAGUUAAUUAUGCUGUUAAGUGCUACUUGUAAAAUUCAAUGGAUUCCCUUCAAUUCCAGCACCCAGUUAAGAGAA
Molecule: messenger RNA, 1735 nt
Organism: Mangifera indica (mango)
Lineage: Eukaryota; Viridiplantae; Streptophyta; Magnoliopsida; Sapindales; Anacardiaceae
Product: high affinity nitrate transporter 2.5-like
Exons: 2
Coding region: 110-1609 (499 amino acids)
Biological process (GO): transmembrane transport
Molecular function (GO): nitrate transmembrane transporter activity
Source: RefSeq, a predicted model, not a curated record